Messenger RNA from Aspergillus ruber CBS 135680, 3792 nucleotides. Its product is annotated as ABC transporter ATP-binding protein. The transcript is spliced from 11 exons. The record is from RefSeq and is a predicted model, not a curated record. Gene Ontology annotation, cellular component: membrane. NCBI's taxonomy places the organism in Eukaryota, Fungi, Ascomycota, Eurotiomycetes, Eurotiales, Aspergillaceae. Gene Ontology annotation, molecular function: ATP hydrolysis activity; ABC-type transporter activity; ATP binding. Gene Ontology annotation, biological process: transmembrane transport. The coding region runs from base 1 to 3792 and encodes 1263 amino acids.
AUGGGCAAGAGAAAAGAAAUCGCGACGAAAGGUGAAGCGUUAGAGAAAGAUGGGGAGUCUGAGCAGACUGCCUCGAUGGGCAGCUAUUUUAGGCUCUUUUCCUAUAUCACAGGGAAAGACCGUAUUGCUCUUGCAUUGGCACUUCUAUGCUCAAUUGCGUCUGGUGUGCCCCUACCACUUAUGAACAUUAUCUUCGGUAACCUCGUGGGCGAGUUCCAGCGAUAUUUCAUGCCAGACACGCAGGUAACAGAAGGGGAAUUCAAGGCUUCCGUCAACAAAUUAAGCUUGUAUAUCGUGUACUUGUUUAUUGCAAAGUUUGUUCUAACAUAUGUCUCAAUGCUUUCCUUCCGUGUUAUCGGUCUUCGGGUCUCGUCCAGUGUACGACUUCACUAUAUGCAAUCUCUCUUCGCCCAACCCAUCAGCAAACUGGACGAAGUAUCCGUGGGAACCGUCACCAACACCAUCACAACCCUAUCCAACACCAUCCAGCAAAGCAUUUCCGACAAGCUAGCUAUUCUCUUCCAAUCUCUUGCCCUACUCAUUACUGCAUAUGUCAUCGCUUUCAAGUAUUCCUGGGCGUUGACCCUUGUCACGAGCUCUUCGUUAUUGUUCAUCCUUAUCUGCUGCAUGUUUAUCAUGCCUGCCAUGACGAAAAUCCAACAGCAGGUGGACAAAGCUGACGAACAGCAUUCUUCAAUUUCAGCAGAAGUGCUCAGCUCCAUUCGGACGGUGUUGUCCCUUGGUGCCGAGGAAACGCUAGCCACUAAGUACGCAAGCUGGGUCGAAGAAUCACGGAAACGAGGGCAAAAGAUGUCUAUCGUACUGGGAUUGCAUCUUUGUCUGAUGUUCUUCGCGAUGUAUGCUAGCUAUGCGCUGGCCUUUUGGUUUGGAUUGAAGCUUUACCGGGAAGGGCAUAUUGCGGAUAUCAAUACGGUUGUCAUCGUGUUUUUCUCAGUCAUGAUGGUGGUGAGCGUCCUGGGAGGUAUCGCAUCACCGCUAAUUAUCAUUUCCAAAGCGACCAGUGCGGCAUCUUCUUUUUUCGAAAUGAUCGACUUGGAGACGAUAAACAGAGGCGGACUUAAGGACCCCGAGGCUUCAUCUGAUGUAGAUAUUACAUUACAAAAAGUGCACUUUGCGUAUCCGACCCGCCCCGAUAUCCCAAUCCUGAAAGGCUUUAACGCUCGAUUUCAACAAGGCAAGACAACGGCACUAGUCGGUCCGUCUGGCUCAGGAAAAAGCACCAUCGUCGGUCUGUUGGAGAGAUGGUUCGAACUGGGCACGAUGAAAGGGGCCCAUCAGGGGAAUAUUUUUGCCGGUGCACAUAAUCUCACUGGCCUCGACUUAAAAUGGUGGAGAUCACAGAUCGGACUUGUGCAGCAGAAUCCGUUUCUAUUUGAUGACACCAUUUUCAACAAUGUUGCUUUCGGUCUCGUUGGCACGAAGUGGGAGCACGAAACCCACGAGGUCAAACAGAAACUUGUUGAGAAAGCGUGUGAGCAAGCUUUUGCUGACGAGUAUAUCAAGCGGUUGCCAGAGGGCUAUGAGACUCUCGUGGGAGAAAGCGGUAAAACACUGAGUGGUGGCCAGAAACAACGUCUCGCCAUCGCCCGAAGCAUUGUCAAGGAACCUUCGAUCUUGAUUCUCGAUGAAGCGACUAGCGCAAUUGAUGUCCACGGGGAGAAGAUCGUCCAGAAGGCUCUAGAUCAACUCUCGAAAGACCGUACUACCAUUGUAAUCGCCCACAGACUAUCGACCAUCCGGAAAGCUGAUCACAUCAUCGUCUUGAAAGACGGCGUUGAUGUCGAGCAAGGCACCCAUGAUGACCUUCUGGAAAUUGAGAACGGAGUAUAUCGUGGUCUCGUGAGUGCUCAGAGUCUUGCGCAUUUGACCGAUGACGGUCCGGACGGAAGCGAAGGCCUUGAUGCUCUAGAAAAAGAAGCCAGCACUGUCCAGGCUUUCCACGAGCCUGAAAAGGAAGAAAAACCACAGACAUCAUACAAAAAUAAAGGUUUUUUUCGCAGUAUUGGACUGAUACUAUACGAACAACGUGCUCAUUGGCCGUUUUAUUCUCUAACGCUCUUGGGUGCUGCUGGUGCUGGAUCUUCCUACGCUUUACAAAGCUGGCUAUUCGCACACAUCAUUGAGGUUUUCGGGUAUCAAGGCCAACGGCUCACAGAUGCCGCUAAUUUUUGGGCCUUGAUGUUCUUCGUUCUUGCACUGGGUGUGGCCCUUUGCUAUUUUCCCGUGGGAUUCUCAUCUAAUACUUUCUCGAUGAAAGUUUCAUCAUUCUACCGAGAACAAUAUUUCCGCAACAUCCUCCGAAAACCCAUCCCAUUUUACGACUUAAACGAAAACGCCUCCGGAUCCCUCGUCUCCCGCCUCUCCACUGAUCCGAAACAAAUCCAAGAUCUACUCGGUGCAAACGGCGCCUUCCCGCUUAUUUCAAUCUUCAACAUCCUUGGCUGUAUCAUCAUCGCUUUCACAUUCGGCUGGAAACUAAGUCUUGUUGCUGUCUUCGCAGCGAUGCCGUUCGUCCUGUUAGCUGCAUUCAUGCGCAUCAGAUUUGAACUACAGUUCGAGGCUAUGAAUGCAGAGGUAUAUAGUGGUAGUUCGCAAUUUGCGGCAGAGGCUAUCUCGGCUUUCCGGACUGUUUCGGCAUUGGUGAUGGAGGAUGCGAUUCUGGGGAGGUAUUUGGGCCUUUUGCAGACGCAAAGGAAGAGGGCUUGUCGGAAGGCAUGGUAUGCGACGCUCAUUUUUGCGUUUUCGGAUAGUGUUGAGUUGUGUGCUAUGGCACUUACAUUUUGGUACGGCGGACAACUCCUCGCAUCGAGAGAAUAUGAACCUAGUACAUUCUUUGUCAUUUACAUGGCUACCAUCCAAAGCAGUCAAUCGGCCGGGCAGUUUCUGAGUUUUGGACCCAAUAUCGCGCAAGCUGUGGGCUCUGCCAACCGUAUGCUGAGCUAUCGUCCGACUUCAGCCCCACGAGACGACCUCAAGCAACUUACACCAUCCGAAUAUCAAUCCGCAGCAAGCGUCGAGCUCCGCAACGUCACAUUCAAGUAUCCAUCACGGGAAGUUCCGCUAUUCACUGGUCUAAAUCUCAACAUCAAAAGUGGCCAAUUCGUUGCUUUCGUUGGACCAUCUGGCUGUGGAAAGACUAGCGUUAUAUCUUUGUUAGAACGAUUCUACGAUCCAGCCCAAGGAGCAAUUCUUGUCAAUGAACAAGAUAUCACCUCCAUCGGAAUCUCAUCCUACCGCAAAGCAUUAGCAUUAGUAACCCAAGAGCCACGCCUCUUCAACGGCACGAUCAAAGAAAACAUCACCCUUGGCCUCGGAGACAAAGGCAUAACGGAUGGAGAACUGACACAGGCCUGCAAAGACGCCGAAAUCCAUGACUUCAUUACCUCCCUACCCGACGGCUACGGAACAGCCCUUGGCACAAGUGCCCAGACAGCGCUGAGUGGAGGCCAGCAGCAACGUCUCUGCAUCGCCCGCGCUUUAGUCCGAAAACCAUCACUCUUACUAUUAGAUGAGGCGACAUCAAGCCUCGACUCGCAGUCUGAAAAACUCGUACAAAGUGCUCUUGAGCGGUUAGCAGGACGAAGAGAGACAACUAUUAUCGCAGUUGCGCAUCGACUAGCGACGAUUCAGAAAGCAGAUGCCAUCUUUGUCUUCGGGGAGAGCCAUAGUGGGAAGGGGUCGAGGAUUGUUGAACAGGGGACGCAUGGGGAGUUAUUGAGGAGGAAGGGGGGUUAUUGGCACAUGUGUCAGGAACAAGCGCUAGAUAGAUGA